Molecule: messenger RNA, 1754 nt
Organism: Danio rerio (zebrafish)
Lineage: Eukaryota; Metazoa; Chordata; Actinopteri; Cypriniformes; Danionidae
Source: RefSeq, a predicted model, not a curated record
CUGUUGGAGACUCCUUUUUACUCUUUUCUUUAUUAUGCUUUUGUUUGAAGUGUAGUCUUCCUCUCUGAAGACUGUCGACGUCGCGCGCCAAGCUUCAAGUUGCUUUUGGUUAGUUAUGGACUGAAAUCGGUCAUUGCGUCCAGACGGGUGACUAACAAAUGACUGAAAGUCGUAGAAGAAGCUGGUUUCAAGACGAUUGUUGGUUCUGCUGACACAGUUGUUCCAAUGUCAUCUGCCCUGGUCGUCGGGUCUUCGCAUCACUGGGACCAAACAACAGUAAAUAUCUUUGUAUCUGCUCGCUAGAGUUAAGCGGCGUUUAGUAUUGAGGUUUUGUGAAAUCGCCAAAAUUUGUGCUCAUUCAAGCAGCCGACAACCACACAGCAUUAUCAAAGACACAUUGAGUCUUGGCAGAUCCUCUCUUCAAUUUAUAAAGCUCCUCCUCCUGUAGUGAAGCUCCUCCUUCCUUUCAGUCCAGCUAUAAAAUACUGGAAUAUUCCCAUCUGAAUGAAGUGAAAUCUACAAAGAGAGUUUAUUGAAGGACAGAAAGAACAUGAGUGAUCCAAAACCCUGCAAAAUUAAACAGGAAGAGACCGAUGACCGACAGAACAUGAAUGAUCCAGAACCCUGCGGAAUUAAACAGGAAGAGACCGAUGACCGAGAGCACAUGAAUGAUCCUGAAACUUGCGGAAUUAAACAGGAAGAGACUGAGGACACAGAGAACAUGAGUGAUCCAGAACUUAAAGAGGAAGAGACUGAAGAACAAACAGACUUAAACGAGAGUGAGGAGAGCGAAUACGAUGAACGAAAGGAUUUAAAGAAAAGGAGACGGAAGAAAUGUUUGACCUGCAGUCAGACUUUUGUUACUGCUGGACAACUGAAACGGCACCAGGUGAUUCACGCAGGAGAGACAAAAUACACGUGUUCACACUGCGGCAAGGCAUUCACUCAAGUACAAAACCUGAAAAGACAUGAGAGGAUUCACACUGGAGAGAAACCGUACAAGUGCUCACACUGCGACAAGAGCUUCACCCAGUUACCAAACCUAAAAUGUCAUGAGAGGAUUCACACUGGAGAGAAACCCUACAGAUGUCAGCAGUGUCUGAAGCGUUUCACACAGCUGUCACAACUUCAGAAACACACAAACAUGCACAGAAAAGCAGGACACGUAAUUUAAAUGGAGCACUAAAAGAUCUCAUGUGGAACUGAGGUUUAAUAAGAGGCUGAAUGUGAAGUCUAUCCAUUCUCUUUGAGUAUUUGCUUCUUUUACCAUUUCUUUAAUUUGAUCUUCAUCUCUUUCCAUUUACCUAAUAUGUCAGGAUACAUUUUUUUAUUUAAGCAGAUCUGCAUAUUAAAAAUUGAAUUGAAUUGCGUAGAUGUGCUUUUGAUAUUGGUGCAUGUAGAUGCUUUUGAUAUUGGUAGAGACCUAAUUUACAUGAUUUUCCUCUUGGAGGAAUGAAUGCAGACUUCUGGGAGGGGGAAAGCAUAUGACCAUUAAUAAUCAGUAUUUACCAUUAUAAUAGCCAUUUUAUCUCGAUUGUUGUUUGUCAUAAUUGUUGUGGAGGCCAAAAUUGAAACUAAACUUUGAUUAAUUGCAUAGAAAUGGCAGGCGCUAUCAAAGCACAGAGGGAGAAAAUGUGGCGAUGUUGUGAUAAACAACAGCAGUUCACUGAAUUCUCAAAACAAAAUUGUUUAGAACUUUGGUUAUGAAAUAAAUAGUUAAAUGACAAAUAGUUCAGCUUGGAGUUAAAAUAAAA